GUUGGAGAAUGAGUGUGCGACAUGUUUUAACUUGAAAAGACGACGUGGCUAACAUGCUAAAGACGUCUGUGCAUAGCCUUUCAGAGCAGAAGGGCGUUUGGAUGGUAUUUGACUUCAUUUGUCUCAGAACCUUUCUUUGGUUGCGGUUGCCCACGGAAGACUAUUAAAGUGGCCCCAGCGUGUCGCAGCCGUCACGUGUGUUUUGGAAAGUUUACGCGGAUGGAGGAGAGCAGGGGUGUCGCAGUUUUUAAAUGCGAGUCAGAAGCAAAACUACUUUAACGUAGCGACUUACUGAAUUUACACAUGUCGAUCAACUCCCUGCUAUUUACAACUGUUAGCUUAGCUUAACACUCGUCAGCUUUGCGUAACGUUACUCGUCUGUCUGUGGCUAACAUUAGCUAGCGCUGCAGACGGGGGUGUCGCAUGAGGAUUACACCGGGUUUGUUUUGAGUUUGGAUCCUCCACGUUCAUUAGUGGCGUUUGAAAAUGGUGUUUUUCACCUGCAACGCAUGCGGUGAAUCACUGAAGAAAGCUCAGGUUGAUAAACAUGUGAACAUGUGCCGGGGCUGCCAGGUCCUGUCCUGCAUCGACUGUGGAAAAGAUUUCUGGGGCGAUGACUACAAGAACCACCUGAAGUGCAUCAGUGAGGAUCAGAAGUAUGGAGGCAAAGGCUACGAGGCAAAGGCAAACAAAGGAGAUGUGAAGCAGCAGCAGUGGAUUCAGAAAGUCAACGAGGCCAUGGACAAACCCGGGGUCAGUGCGAAGCUGAAGGACGUGCUCAAACAAGUGAGCAUGUACGACAAUGUCCCAAGAAAGAAGGCCAAGUUUCAGAACUGGAUGAGAAACAGUCUUAAAAUAACCAACACCAGCCUUCAUGAUGAAGUGUGGAACAUCCUCGCUGCAGCCGACAGUGCUCCAGAGGUCCCCCAGCAGACAGUGCCUGAAGCCAAGGUGCAUACUAACGGGAAUGAAGAGCAGAAUGGACCGCCAGGUGAUGAGAAGAAGAAGAAGCUCAACAAAAGGGAGCGUAAAGAGGCCCGUCAGCAGAAGAACGGGAAAUCUGCAAAGAACAUAGACAAAACAGACGCACAAGAAGGAGAGGGAGAGCAGACGGGCAAAAUUAAGAAAAAGGACAAAAAGAGAAAGCGCAGCAGCGAAGAGGAUAUAGAUGAAGAGCAAAACGGGCACAAUGCUGAAAAUGAGACAUCCAACAAGAAAAAAAAGAUUGUUGAACCAGAAGAGUCUGCUGACAUAGUGUCAGAUGACACUGAGGACCAAACAGCUUCCAAAGGCAAAUUCAACUGGAAGGGGAAUAUCAAGGCUGUGCUGAGAGACUCGACUGACCAGGAACUUCCAGUGAAGAAACUCAGGAAGAAGAUUUUGGCUGCCUACUAUUCGUUCACUGCUGAUGGAAAUUUUCGAACUGAAGAGGAGGUUCUAGCCAUAUUCAACAAGAAGAUCAAAAACAAUCCCAAGUUUAGAGUUUUGAAAGACAGAGUUAAACUAAUAAAUUAGACUUGUGUAUCUCACACCUCUGGCAUGAAAUGUAUGUUGUUCAUAGACUUUUAAAAUUUAAAAGAGUUUCUUGUCUGUCAUCCUCCUGUGGAUGUUUUUAUACAGAUGGCAUAAUCUUGAAGAUUAAACCAUUUUAUAAGUGA
Molecule: messenger RNA, 1658 nt
Organism: Paralichthys olivaceus (Japanese flounder)
Lineage: Eukaryota; Metazoa; Chordata; Actinopteri; Pleuronectiformes; Paralichthyidae
Gene: lyar
Product: Ly1 antibody reactive homolog (mouse)
Biological process (GO): rRNA processing; negative regulation of transcription by RNA polymerase II
Cellular component (GO): nucleolus
Molecular function (GO): DNA binding
Source: RefSeq, a predicted model, not a curated record